AUGGCUCCCCCAACGGACCGAAAGCAAAUUCUUGCCAACUUGAACGCUCAGGUCUCGGCCAGGAAGUCCAUAGUAGGCGCUGGUGCUGGAAUCGGCCUGUCUGCUAAGUUCAUCGAGGCUGGCGGCGGCGACUUGAUCAUCAUCUACAACAGCGGCCGUUUUCGCAUGGCGGGCCGCGGCUCGCUGGCUGGUCUUAUGCCGUACGGAAACGCCAACGACGUGGUUGUCGACAUGUCGAAGGAAAUCCUCCCCGUUGUCAAGCACACCCCCGUCAUCGCCGGCGUCUGCGGUACGGAUCCAUUCCUCAACAUGCGCCAUUUCCUGGGCAAGCUACGUGAUCUCGGCUUCGCGGGCAUCCAAAACUUCCCCACCGUUGGCCUCGUUGACGGACAGUUCCGCGCCAACCUAGAGGAGACGGGUAUGUCGUACGACCUUGAGGUGGAAAUGGCUGGUGCGGAUAUCCUCGUUGCCCAUAUGGGCCUGACGACCAGUGGGUCGAUUGGCGCGUCUACUGGCAAGACGUUGGAUGAGUGCGUUCAGCUUAUUCAGGAGAUUCGCGAUACGGCUGUCGCUAUUAACCCAGAUGUUCUUGUGCUGUGCCAUGGUGGACCGAUUGCUGCGCCGGAAGAUGCGGAGUAUGUGCUGGGCCAUACAAAGGGUGUCCACGGAUUCUACGGCGCGAGCUCAAUGGAGAGGUUGCCGGUGGAGGGGGCCAUUACAAACAUUACCAAGAGUUUCAAAGAUUUGAAGCCUACUGCGUAG
This is a messenger RNA of Aspergillus tanneri, 762 nucleotides long. RefSeq names its product phosphoenolpyruvate hydrolase family protein. The transcript is spliced from 3 exons. Gene Ontology annotation, molecular function: catalytic activity. NCBI's taxonomy places the organism in Eukaryota, Fungi, Ascomycota, Eurotiomycetes, Eurotiales, Aspergillaceae. The coding region runs from base 1 to 762 and encodes 253 amino acids. The record is from RefSeq and is a predicted model, not a curated record.